AUGUCUGGAAGGCUGUGGUCCAAGGCCAUUUUUGCUGGUUAUAAGCAGGGUCUCCAGAUCCAGAGGGAGUACACAGGUCUUAAAAUUGAAAGUGUUUAUGCUCAGGAUGAAACUGAAUUCUAUCUAGGCAAGAGUCGUGCUUGUGUUUCCAAAGCAAAGACCAACACAGUAACUCCCAGUGGAAAACAGAACAAAACCAGAGUAAUCUGGGGAAAGGUAACUCACGUUCGUGGAAACAGCAGCGUAGUUUGUGCCGAGUUCCAAAGCAAUCUUCCUGCUAAGGCCAUUGGACACAGAAUCCAUGUGAUGCUGUACCCCUCAAGGAUUUAAAUUUAUUGAAAAGUAAAUAAAAGUGUGGAUUUGUUCUCUUGCUUAAAAAAAACAAA
Messenger RNA from Camelus dromedarius (Arabian camel), 386 nucleotides. RefSeq names its product large ribosomal subunit protein eL33-like. Gene Ontology annotation, biological process: ribosomal large subunit biogenesis; cytoplasmic translation. The coding region runs from base 1 to 330 and encodes 109 amino acids. Lineage: Eukaryota; Metazoa; Chordata; Mammalia; Artiodactyla; Camelidae. Gene Ontology annotation, cellular component: cytosolic large ribosomal subunit; ribosome. The transcript has a single exon. The record is from RefSeq and is a predicted model, not a curated record. Gene Ontology annotation, molecular function: structural constituent of ribosome.